AUGACGAUAAUUGCACUGGGGAUCUGCGCUCAGUGCCAAGCUCUACCGGGGUGCCGAGACUACACUUGCGGAAAGGAUCGCAUGGUGGUGAAGGCAGGGGCCACCUCGGCCGACAUCUACCCAGCAUCCGUCGAUGCCAUGUGCGGCCUCGGAAGCGGCAUCGACUAUGUCGGGAGUGACAUUGGUAGCAAGUUAGCAGGUACGACCAGGGAGUGCUGCGCCAUUUGCCAGGGCUGGAAUGGGUGCCGCGCGUUUUCGUGGAAGACAGGAGUGUGCUAUUGCUGUAGGUGA
Molecule: messenger RNA, 291 nt
Organism: Phytophthora sojae
Lineage: Eukaryota; Oomycota; Peronosporomycetes; Peronosporales; Peronosporaceae
Exons: 1
Coding region: 1-291 (96 amino acids)
Source: RefSeq, a predicted model, not a curated record